AUGUCGGCUAAUCCCAUCCGAGGAAUCCGGCGGAAAAAAUCGUCGCUCACCGAAGUGAAGAUAGCGGUUUUGGGGGCUCCCGGAGUCGGCAAAAGCGCAUUGACCGUGCGGUUUUUAACAAAGAGAUAUAUUGGCGAAUAUGACCACCAAGCUGAAACGAGGUACAAGCAUGAAGUGAUGGUGGACAGCGAACCGAUUCUUUUCGAGAUACUAGACACCUGUCCAAAAAAUGACGAAGAGUUACCUUUGAACGACGUUUACAAUUGGGCGGACGCGCUUGUGCUGGUGUUUGCUAUAACAGAUAGACGUUCGUUUAAUUACGUUCGCCGAGUAAAACAAACUAUGUUGGACACUUUCGAAAUGCCCGUGGCGCUGGUGGCCAACAAGGCAGAUAUGGUUCAUCUCAGACAAGUCAGCACAGAAGAAGGUGAAAUAUUGGCGAAAGAUUUCGAAUGUUGUUUCACUGAAGUGGCGGCCGCCGAACAAGUGGGACAGAUCGCCGAGGUGUUCCUCGAAGUUUGCAGAGAGGUGUUGAGUGUCCGGCGGAAGAACAAACAAUCUUUGCUAGACCGGAUGUUGGGCGGCAAGACGGCUGUUGUAAAGGCGUACGCCCGUGGUAAAAGCGACAGCGCUUUGCCAAAAGAUUAA
Macrosiphum euphorbiae (potato aphid) is the source of this 648-nucleotide messenger RNA. The record is from the annotation of a GenBank genome assembly. NCBI's taxonomy places the organism in Eukaryota, Metazoa, Arthropoda, Insecta, Hemiptera, Aphididae.